Mytilus trossulus (common blue mussel) is the source of this 1695-nucleotide messenger RNA. RefSeq lists its product as uncharacterized. The coding region runs from base 1 to 1695 and encodes 564 amino acids. Gene Ontology annotation, molecular function: ubiquitin protein ligase activity; zinc ion binding. Gene Ontology annotation, biological process: protein monoubiquitination. The transcript has a single exon. The record is from RefSeq and is a predicted model, not a curated record. NCBI's taxonomy places the organism in Eukaryota, Metazoa, Mollusca, Bivalvia, Mytilida, Mytilidae.
AUGGCUAUGCAAGGAACUGCAGUUGUCUAUUGUGAUCCAUGUACAUACAACAAACUGACAGCGCCGGUUCAGUUCUGGUGUCUAUCUUGCGAGGAGGCAUUAUGUAAAUCAUGUGCAGAUAGUCACAAAGGAAUGAAAGCAACAAGAAAUCACAGAAUACUUACGUAUGAAAAAAGCAAAGAGGUUACCUCUUUAGGUCACUUGAUUUCACAGCAGUGUAAACAACACAAUAAACUCCUUGACCUUUAUUGUCCUACUCAUGACGAACCUGUUUGCUCCUUGUGUAUUUCAAAGAAUCAUAGAGAGUGCAAAGAUAUGGUUUCAAUAGACGAUGUAGCAAAAAACGUUAUUUCGUCCACAUCGUAUUCCAAUCUUCAGAGAGAUAUCAGUAAUCAUGAAGAAAAUUUAUUAAAGGUCAAGACAAAACGCCAGCAGAACUUAACAAUCGUUGAAACCCAGGAAUCAUCUAUUCAGUCAUCAGUAAAAGACAUGAGAAAAAAAAUGGAUGAACAUUUAGAUAAUUUAGAAAAAGAUCUUAUACAAGAAUUGGCGGGAACGAAAGAAACAUGCAAAACUACGGUCAAAAUGACGUUAGCAGAUUUAGAAUUUAGAUUAUCAGUAGCUUCCGAAAUGCAUUUCAAAAUUUCACAACUUAAAGAGAUUGCCACAGAUGUUCAGUUGUUUCUUGCCAUUAGAGAAAUAGAUAAAUUGGUAAACAUUGAGCAGAACUGGUUGCAAGAAUCGCUCAAUCAGCAAAACAUGAAUGAAUCGUCCUUAUAUCUCAAUAUGGAACCAAUGAAUAACCUGCUGACUCUCAAGUCUCUUGGUUCUGUAACAAUCGUAAGUAAAUUCUCUGAAGUCCAAACUGUGACGCCUACAUCUGGUGAAGCACAAAUGCCAAUAAAACCAAUAGAUAAAAGAAUAGAGAAAAUAAAGCUUUUUGAGAAGACAUGCAUUAAAAGCUCCUACAAAGUCAAGGACGGUAGUCUAUAUUUUGGAUGCCUGAUAAGAAGUACUGGAGGUUUCAUGCUUGUAAACUAUUGCGAAGACAAUCUUGAAAUGUUUAAUGGAAGUGGGAAACAUCAGGCGAAUAUUACUAUACCUGGUACUCCAAGUGAUAUGACUGAAAUAUCAAACGACUGUUUUGCAAUUACUUUCGGAAACGGAAAAAAAAUUGAGAUUGCUAGCAUAAAAAUUUCACAAUACAAGACUAUUAAAAUAAUUCCUACUACCGGAACCUGCUGGGGAAUAUCCUAUUAUGACAACAAAUUAGCAGUGAAGAUAUCGAAUGAAGGGAUACAUUUGUAUAACAUAAAUGGAACAUUACUAAAGAAACUUGAAACUGAAGAAACACAAGGCUUAUUCUACAAUGUUACUAUGAUGGAGAACAUUUACUGUUCAAGGAGAAAAGAAAAUACCGUAUUCUGUUGUAACCAACAGGGUAAUGUUUUAUGGACUUUUCAAGACAACCUUUUGCAAGAUCCUGAAGGUAUAACGACAGACAGUUAUGGAAAUGUAUUUGUUGUUGGAGGUCAAUCGAAAAAUAUUUUCGUAAUUUCUCAUGAUGGACAAGGUAGAGAAUUACUGAAGAUGGAACAGACACCUAUUUCUGUCUACUAUGAUAAAGUGAACAAUCAGCUCUUAGUACGGACAAAUGAAAAGGUUUUCCUUUUUGAUAUAACUUUCGAAAAGUAG